AUCCAUAAUAAAAAAAAAAGACAAGUAAGUAAAGUGAAGAUUGUAAAAAAGUGGGGAAGCAUGGCAAAAUCUUCAGUUGUACUAAGUUUUCACGAGAUUUUGCUUCAUCAGUCAGAUGUAGCGCUUCUAAGUGGGCCGCAUUGGCUCAACGAUACCAUCAUAUCGUUUUAUUUUGAAUAUUUAGAAAAAUUGAUUUUUUGUGAAGCCAAAGAGCUCCUGUUCGUUUCUCCAGAAGUAACACAGUGUAUAAAAAUGGUUGAAACAAAUGAUAUUGGAAUUUUUCUGGAACCUCUGCAAAUCAAUACCAAGAAGUUUGUAUUCUUUGCACUGAAUGACAACAGUUCACCGGACACAGCUGGAGGUUCACACUGGAGUCUACUAGUCUUUUCAAGAAAUGAAAAUAGUUUUUUUCACUUUGAUUCUUCAUCUGGCAGCAACCAUGAUGUGGCAUGGGACUUUGCUAGUCAUUUAAUGUUGUACUUAUCUAAACAAGGCAAUAUCAAUUUUGUUGACAAGCAUUGUCAACAGCAAAGUAACGGCUAUGACUGUGGUGUCCACGUUAUUUGUAACACUGAGAAGCUGGCGCAGCAUGCAUACAGUCACGGAGACAUCAACACCUGUGACAUGUCCAUUCAAAUUAAUCCUAGUGCUAAAAGGAAAGAGAUUCUCAAUAUUAUAUCUAGUUUGUCGAAAUCAAAAUAAAUUGUGGUGCCAUGCUUGUAA
Molecule: messenger RNA, 723 nt
Organism: Maniola jurtina (meadow brown)
Lineage: Eukaryota; Metazoa; Arthropoda; Insecta; Lepidoptera; Nymphalidae
Product: sentrin-specific protease 8
Exons: 2
Biological process (GO): proteolysis
Molecular function (GO): cysteine-type peptidase activity; deNEDDylase activity
Source: RefSeq, a predicted model, not a curated record